UGAACCCAGGAUGGGAAGCAAGGAAGAUGCGGGCAAGGGGUGUCCGGCGGCCGGCGGCGUCUCCAGCUUCACCAUUCAGUCCAUCCUGGGCGGGGGCCCCUCGGAGGCGCCACGGGAGCCCGCCGGCUGGCCGACCAGGAAGCGCAGCCUGUCCGUGUCCUCGGAGGAGGAGGAGCCGGACGACGGCUGGAAGGCACCCGCCUGCUUCUGCCCAGACCCGCACGGCCCCAAGGAGCCCGGCCCCAAGCACCACCCCCCCAUCCCCUUUCCUUGCCUGGGCACCUCCAAGGGCAGCGGAGGCGCGGGGCCGGCGAGCUCGGAGCGCACGCCUUUCCUUUCUUCUUCGCACCCAGACUUUAAGGAAGAGAAAGAGAGGCUCUUGCCCGCGGGCUCGCCGUCGCCGGGGCCCGAGCGGCCGCGGGACGGCGGCGGCGCCGAGAGGCAGGCGGGCGCGGCCAAGAAGAAGACGCGCACGGUCUUCUCGCGCAGCCAGGUGUACCAGCUCGAGUCCACCUUCGACAUGAAGCGCUACCUGAGCAGCUCAGAGCGCGCCUGCCUUGCCUCCAGCCUGCAGCUCACCGAGACCCAGGUCAAGACUUGGUUCCAGAACCGCCGCAACAAGUGGAAGCGGCAGCUCUCCGCGGAGCUAGAGGCGGCCAACAUGGCGCACGCGUCGGCGCAGACUCUGGUGGGAAUGCCGCUGGUGUUCCGGGACAGCUCGCUGCUGCGCGUGCCGGUGCCGCGCUCGCUCGCCUUCCCCGCGCCGCUCUACUACCCGGGCAGCAACCUCUCGGCCUUACCGCUCUACAACCUCUACAGCAAGCUCGACUACUGAGCGGCCCGCCGGCCCCGCGCCGCCCGCCCACUCCCCGCCAGCCUGGCGCGGGCUGCCCCCGCUCCGGAGCAGGGCGGCGCGUUUCCAGAAAUAUUACGAGAUACACCAUGUGUAUUCGUUACCUCUUAUUUAUGGCCUCUGCCCUACUUUUUGUUUUGAUUGUUUCUGGUAUUUAUCGGCAUUCCUCCAGCCAGAUCAUCUGCUUUCUACCCCAAACAAACCAAUACGUUUUGAAAACCAUGUUCGAGGGGAUGUUCUACGGUGGUGGUGGGGAAGGGAGUUUCGGCCAGAUCGACAUUGAUCGGUAGGAAAAAAAAUCAGAAAAACACCAGACCAGGUACAUUCUUCUCCCCAUAUAUACACCUGUAUAUAUGCACACGCACACACGGCUGGCCGAGCCAGCCCUUGGGGGCUUUGAACAGUGAUCUCGACUCCUCUUUUCGUUUCC
Molecule: messenger RNA, 1283 nt
Organism: Balaenoptera acutorostrata (minke whale)
Lineage: Eukaryota; Metazoa; Chordata; Mammalia; Artiodactyla; Balaenopteridae
Gene: HMX2
Product: H6 family homeobox 2
Exons: 2
Coding region: 11-835 (274 amino acids)
Biological process (GO): regulation of transcription by RNA polymerase II
Cellular component (GO): nucleus
Molecular function (GO): DNA-binding transcription factor activity, RNA polymerase II-specific; RNA polymerase II transcription regulatory region sequence-specific DNA binding
Source: RefSeq, a predicted model, not a curated record